GGGCAACGCAACUUCACAUGGACUGUGAUCUCAGCGGAAGAGCACUGAAAGAGAAAUCUGGAAGGAAGCGAAGAGACAACGGCCGGAGAGAAUUCCCUUAAAUUCUCGAUUCCCCCUUCUCUUUCCUCCGGCGGACUGCGAGGAAGUAGUAGCAGUAGAAAGUUAGGCGGUGGAACUGGAAAGAGCUGGCGUCUUUCAGUCCGAAGCGAGUCAUGGCGGAGCUGAGGCAUUCGAGCUCGCUUGGCGCCAGGGCUACUGCUACUUCGUCUCCGAUGAAGCGCGAAGAGAAGGACGCUUCCCCUCUCCUCCUCCACCACGACAAACCCCCUGCGGCCGUCAAAGACGACGACGAUGACGACGGUCGCCGCCACCAUUUCGCCAGGGAUCGCGACCGUCCCUUCUGGUCCAAUCUUGUCCCAUUUCUAAGCGACGACCCUAGGUUUUCGUCUCAGAACUCCAGGAUCUCCAUGAUUCUGAUCGGCGUCGUCGCUUUCGCCGGAUUGAUCUCCAUCUUCUCAAUCUUCCACCGCUUGAAUGCUCCUUACUUGUGUAAAAAGGAUGGCAUUGUGCUCCAUUGCCCACAUGUCAAGGAGUCUUCUUCCCUCUGGGAAAAUCCCUUAUCUGCAACAACUUCUUGGAAGCCUUGUGCUGAGCGUCGUGAUGGUGGAAAUUCAGAUGUUCCUCGUGAGAAUGAAACAAACGGUUAUAUCUUCAUCCAUGCUGAGGGUGGCUUGAACCAGCAAAGAAUUGCUAUAUGCAAUGCAGUGGCUGUAGCAAAAAUAAUGAAUGCCACUCUGAUUUUGCCCGUAUUGAAGCAGGAUCAGAUCUGGAAAGACCAGACGAAAUUUGAAGACAUUUUUGAUGUUGAUCAUUUCAUUGAUUAUUUGAAGGAUGACGUGCGCAUUGUUCGUGACAUACCUGAGUGGUUUACGGACAAAAAUGAGUUGUUCACAAGCAUAAGGCGGACAGUGAAGAAUAUUCCAAAAUAUGCACCAGCCCAGUUCUACAUUGAUAAUGUCUUGCCUCGGAUCAAGGAGAAGAAGAUAAUGUCACUGAAGCCAUUUGUUGAUCGACUUGGGUAUGAUAAUGUGCCUCAAGAAAUCAAUAGGCUGAGGUGCAGGGUUAAUUAUCACGCACUGAAAUUUCUCCCACAUAUAGAGCAGAUGGCUGAUCUGUUAGUUUCAAGGAUGAGGAACCGCACAGGAAGUCCAAAUCCGUAUAUGGCUCUCCAUCUUAGAUUUGAGAAAGGGAUGGUCGGUUUAUCCUUUUGUGAUUUUGUGGGGACGAGAGAUGAGAAAGUUAAGAUGGCUGAGUAUAGGAAGAAAGAAUGGCCUAGGCGUUUUAAGAAUGGUUCCCAUUUAUGGCAACUGGCUCUUCAGAAGAGAAAGGAAGGACGGUGCCCCCUUGAACCAGGCGAAGUAGCAGUGAUACUUCGAGCAAUGGGUUAUCCGAAGGAAACUCAAAUAUAUGUAGCUUCCGGGCAGGUCUAUGGCGGACAAAACCGAAUGGCUCCACUCAGAAACAUGUUCCCGAAUCUGGUGACGAAGGAGGAGCUAGCUGUUAGUGACGAGUUGACGAGUUUUAGGAAACACGUGACAAGCCUGGCAGCUCUUGACUUCUUGGUGUGCUUGAAGUCCGACGUCUUUGUCAUGACUCACGGUGGCAACUUCGCCAAGCUGAUCAUCGGAGCACGUAGGUACAUGGGUCACCGUCAGAAGUCCAUAAAGCCAGACAAGGGGCUCAUGUCGAAAUCCUUUGGGGAUCCAUACAUGGGAUGGGCAACGUUCGUGGAGGACGUGGUGGUGACUCAUCAGACGAGAACCGGGUUGCCGGAGGAGACUUUCCCCAACUAUGACCUCUGGGAGAAUCCUCUGACCCCAUGCAUGUGUAAAGCUUAGACAAAAAAAAUUUCUUCCUACCCAAAAGACUGAUUUUGCAUGAAAGGUUAAACAGUGGGAGCCAUUGAACACGGGAGAGCGAGUAAGCAUAACUGAGAAGAUGAGGAGGUGAGGGAGGCUGCACCAUCUGUUGUAAGUUCUUUUGGUCUCAGUUGCAGUGUCUCAUAAUAGUUAGUAUUCUCUCACAGGCAAGCCUCCUCCUGUGUAAGGCCGUGCCUUGAAAAUGGAUCGGGUUUAACAAAGUUGAUGAAACAGUCUGUAUUCAAUGUUUCAAACAAAGACUAGAGAGAGUAUAACAUGUUUUUACCUUGAGUUUCAUGUACUAACCUUUCAUACUGUGUAAAGUACAGAAUUCCCAACUUCCCCUAUCUCCAAUCUAAAGUCUGAACCAAGUUCCCUGAUGUCACUACUCAAUUACUCAUCACUUCCAUACUGUAU
Molecule: messenger RNA, 2336 nt
Organism: Linum tenue
Lineage: Eukaryota; Viridiplantae; Streptophyta; Magnoliopsida; Malpighiales; Linaceae
Source: the annotation of a GenBank genome assembly